This is a messenger RNA of Caenorhabditis angaria, 1187 nucleotides long. NCBI's taxonomy places the organism in Eukaryota, Metazoa, Nematoda, Chromadorea, Rhabditida, Rhabditidae. The record is from the annotation of a GenBank genome assembly.
AUGAGUCAGAUGUGUCUUCUCGUGUUUUUGCAGGUUUGUGUAACAUGUGUAUUUAAAAUGAUUGCUCAUAGUAUAUGUUUUUGCAGUGUUUGGUCGCCAUUUGUGGUGCAUAUCCUUAUUUGGUAGUUUCAUCCACAAGGUGAGUAAAAUGAUGUUAUUCGAUAUAUUUUUGAGUGGGUGGCAAAUGUCAUUCAUGAAUGAUUUUUUUUCGGAUUCUAUGUGGAUAGAAAUAGACGUCAUUAACAAGUAUAAUUCUGAAAAUGAAUUUGGAAAACAAGUUUUUUAAAAUACAAUAUUGCGUGCUCAGAAAAACCCAAUUAAAUUUUACGAUAUCUUGUCUAGACAAAAAAAACAAACACUCGGAAUUCACACUCUGUAUUUAAUGGACUUUUUCUAGAAGCCGAAAAGUGGUGAAGCGGAAAUUUUUCUGAAAAAAAAGUAUUUCAUCGAUUUUUUCUUGAGAAUAUCAAAAAAUGUGACAAAAAGGACAACAGCUGAAAAUUAAGAAUUAAAACUAAAAGUAGUAUUAAAAAUAAAGUUUCCAAUUUCGUCAUCAAUGUUUACUUUUUUGUCGAAAGCCACCCUUCUUGUUAAUUAAAUAGAUGAUCACAUCCAAAUACGUCAACCUAAAAUACUUUUUAUUCAUUUCCAAGUUAUUUUAGGUGAACGUUUGAUGUUUGAAAGAAAAGAAAAACGAGAAAUUCAAACUAUUUUUGCAGUGAACCACCAACUCGUCAUUUAGUCAAACGUGCAUUUGACCGAUUUGAUAAUGAAGGAAUCUUUUCAUUUGGAGCAAAAAGAUAUGAUCGAAUGGAAGAUUAUCAACAAUAUGGAAACAAUGAUAUGAAUCGAUAUCUCUUCAAAAGAAGUUUUGACAAUGAUUUGGAUUUUGGAUUGAGAAGAAAACGAUCAUUUGAUCGAAUUGCUGGCGGAGAAUUCGGUUUUGACUAUAGAAAGAAAAGAUCUUUUGAUCGAAUAGGUGGAAGUGAAUUUGGAUUGGUCAAGAGAAGUUUAUCAAACGAUGAUGAAAGAGGUAAAAAUAUUAUUCCUGUAAAAAUUUAUAAUCUUCACAAUAUUCAUUUUCAGAAACUCUGAUUGAUAAUCUUGCCGAAUCAAUUGUUGCUCUUCGAAAUGCUCGAGCAAUCGAAAAUCAACCAAUUGUUAUCGCCUAUGAUCGAAAGAAGUAA